Messenger RNA from Drosophila ananassae, 1813 nucleotides. RefSeq lists its product as uncharacterized. Lineage: Eukaryota; Metazoa; Arthropoda; Insecta; Diptera; Drosophilidae. The transcript has 2 exons. The record is from RefSeq and is a predicted model, not a curated record. Gene Ontology annotation, molecular function: zinc ion binding; nucleic acid binding. The coding region runs from base 139 to 1335 and encodes 398 amino acids.
AGUUUGUCCAUAGUACAUGUGCGUACAGCUUUGGUGUGGCGACACAUUGUCUAGUAGUUGUAGAAUGCACAGCAGCUGAAAGGGAAAAAGGGACACACUCUGCUGCUGAGCAUGGUCUGAUCGGAGAGCGCGGACUGAAUGCAAGAAACAGAGAUGGCAAUAGACUUUGGAGAAAUGAUGAAAUUAGAAACAACUCUGUGUUACGCAGGUCAGUUUGGAUGCGUCUCUUGCAACGAGCAGAACUUGCUGUGCAAACUUACUGAAAAUAUGGAAUCGUUGGAGGGAUCUCUGUCAUCAGAAGUGGGAUCUGCUUUGCCUACUGAUCGUGCCACCGAUCCGUAUUUGUUGGCGUUGGAGCUGCAAAACCGCAACCUACUGGAAAUCAUCAAAAACAUGCAGACACCAAGGGCACCGCCAACCGAUGGAAAAGCGUCAUAUGUAGCUCUUCCAAAAUUCAAUCCUGACAGUGCUGGAGCAGAUGCUUCCUCUUGGUGUUCAACAGUGGACCUAAUUUUUGCGGAUAACGUGCUCGAGGGUAGCAAUCUGGUGAUCGCCCUAAGCAAGGCACUAGAAGGCGGCGCAUCACAGUGGCUUUCCCAAAUUUGCUUUGCCGGCAUCACUUGGGCGCAGUUCAAGGAGCUGUUUAUACAACGCUUUGUUGGAAUUGAGACUUCUGCCGCCAUGCUGUUAAAUGUUCUGAAUGGUCGACCAAAGCCGGAGGAGGGCUUCGCUGAAUACGGUAGCCGUAUUGUUACGCUACUUAUGUCAAAAUGGAAAGCCAAGGAUUUGGAAGAAAUAGCGGUAUCUGUGACUCUGGCUCACAUGGCGCAAAUAGAUAACAAGUUGACGCACUUGGUUUUUACAAACAACGUAAAAACUCGCAAUGAGCUACAACAACAGUUACACGCACACUCUUUCAAAAAGCGCAGUAUAGAUGACGAUUCAACACGCUCGGAGCGCAAGAAGUUCAAGUCUCCGACACCGACGGAAUGCAAUUACUGUGGAAAGGGUGGUCAUAAAUACGCCGAAUGCCGUGCUCGCUUGGAAAAGGGUCAGAGCAAAGGCAAAAUCAACAGCGGCAGCAACAUGACUGGACCGAAGGAUUGGUCAAGUGUCAAAUGCUUUAAAUGUGACGAAAUAGGACAUUUUGCAUCCGCUUGUCCAAAAGGCCGUACGUAUGAGAAGCGGGUAGAUAUCUGCACAGUAGCUCCACCGACUGGAAUAAUGAGGGCAUCCGGUGAGUCUAUUCCAUUUUGUUUUGAUUCAGGUGCUGAAUGCUCCUUAGUGGAGGAAAGCGUCAUGGAUAAAUUUAAGGGGAAACAAAAGAAUAAAUAACAUUGUAAAACUUAACGCCGAGGGUACAUACAUAGGUGGUAGGCAUUUUUGCAAAUCGUUUGAGAUUGUCAAAAUAUUAAAUGGAGAUAGAUGUCUGUCCUUAGCAAGUAAGCGAAUUUACAAAUAUUCCCAUGAAUUCUUAAGAGCUUUGCCGAACAAUCAGCUAAUACGCAAAGAUAGAGACGGCAUGAUGGAAAAAGCGUCUGACAAUAAAGAAAGAGAUUCAAAAAGAAAAAAAAAAAAAGGGGUGGCAUAAAUUAAUGUAUAGAGCAGUGGUGGGCAAAACGCACACAUUUAUAACAUUUGAUUGUGUGCGUAAGCAGCGAAAAACAAAGAGAGCAACCCAUUCACUGAGCGAAAAACUUUGUGUACUAAUUCGUUCAUCGGUAAUUUUGUAAAUAUUGCACAAAAUAAGGUACUUUUUGUAUUUUUCAGACUUGUAUAAUGAAUUUACACAAUUAUAAUAAUAAAAUUCGAA